Molecule: messenger RNA, 1562 nt
Organism: Monopterus albus (swamp eel)
Lineage: Eukaryota; Metazoa; Chordata; Actinopteri; Synbranchiformes; Synbranchidae
Gene: caly
Product: calcyon neuron-specific vesicular protein
Exons: 5
Coding region: 175-690 (171 amino acids)
Biological process (GO): endosomal transport; clathrin coat assembly
Cellular component (GO): endosome; membrane
Molecular function (GO): clathrin light chain binding
Source: RefSeq, a predicted model, not a curated record
CGGAGAACGCGGCCGCCACAGGCUGAAUUACGUGCGCAGUCCUGCCGUGAGUCACACAUCACCACGGCAACCGGCGUUCACACCGAGCCCCCGACAGCAUCACUGAGGUCCGAUCCCAUCCACCGGCGACCGAAGAGCGCACAGAACCACAAUUUGUCUCGGCAUUUUACAGCCAUGGUGAAGCUGGGCAGCAAUCUUUCUGAUAAGCUGGAGAAGCAGCCAUCUGCAGACGAUGGCUUUGAUAACAUCCCCCUCAUCACACCCCUGGAGGUCAGUCAGCUGCAACAGUCAUUCGCAGACAAGGUCAUUGUGAAGACGUCGACACAGUACCAGCUGCAGCAAAAAAAGAACAAGCUGCAUGUGCCGAACAUCAAGAAGCUGAAUAUCAAGUUCUACAAUGAUGUUUCAGAGAAAGUUAAGAUCACUGGUCUGAUCCUCAUCACUUUGGCCUUCCUGACCAGCCUGCUCCUUCUGCUCAUGUACAAAGCCAUGUGGUACGACCAGCUUACCUGCCCAGAGGGUUUCAUCCUUAAGAAGCACUGCACCCCGGCAGCUCUGGAGAUGUACUACACAGAGCAACAACAGCAGCAGGACCCGGGCGUCCAUGGCGUCGCCAGCACCGGGUUGUAUGCUGCUCUCAGCAGCCUAAACCAGCGCAAGGGGACCGGGCCAGAGCUACCAUCACCAUGAUUACCAGUCAUCAGUGCUCUGAAGGAGGCUGAGGUGGCCAAACAGGGCAGUGAACAACUAAAAGGAGUGCUGGAGGAAGAGGAGUGAAGGCUCUGAUGGAAAUGCAGGUGUAUGGGGAGGAAAUAAUGAUGGGCAGGUAGUGUAGGGUAUUUUUGGCUCUGUGUGUGUGUGUGUGUGUGUGUGUGUGUGUUCUUCAGGAGUUUUUUUUUCCUUCUCCCAGACAGUCAGUUGACUCUUUUACCUAAACUGGUGCUCUUAAAUGUGUCCUAAUAUCUGCCAAAAUUUUUAAUCAGCAACGUAAACCUAAAAUUCUGCUGAGCUUCAGUCCAGUUAUAUUCCUUUAAUAUUUAAUAUAAGCUAAUACCCAACUCUGUGUGUGUGUGCACGUGUGCCUGGUAUUACUCACACUGUGGGAACCAAAAUCUAUUUACACACUCACAGGUUAGCGUAAGUCUCCAGGAAAUGAAUAAGUCAAUGUAAAGUCCUCUUGAGGAAUGAAAACAAACGUGUGUGUGUGCUUGGGGUGGGGUGGGGUGAGGGGGGAGGGUUUAGUUGCUGAGGUCAGCGACAGGAAUGUUAUUAAAGUGUUGAUGAAUCUGCCUGACUUUUACAGUGUUACUGAAUCAUGAGUAAACGCCACUAUCUGUAUUUGCUCCUUGUGUAUAUUCACUGUAAAUGCUUACAUACUAUAGGUACUGUAUGAGCAUAUAUGUACUAUAUUGUAUGCAUAUUUGCAUUCAAGGGCAGUGAAUGUGUGUGUAUGCAUACAAUAUCUGUAUGAUUUGUACUUGUCUGAGAAAGCUGGAGGUGAGAGAGGGGAGGAGAAGUGAGGGCUCAAAGUGAGAAGUGAAGAUAACAUGUUUUUAAUGAGA